Molecule: messenger RNA, 738 nt
Organism: Penicillium maclennaniae
Lineage: Eukaryota; Fungi; Ascomycota; Eurotiomycetes; Eurotiales; Aspergillaceae
Product: seipin co-factor family protein
Exons: 1
Coding region: 1-738 (245 amino acids)
Source: RefSeq, a predicted model, not a curated record
AUGUCUCUCGACUCCGUUACCAGCGGUCUCGGCAAGGGCCUGCCUGUGAACCAAGUCACCGAUAAGGCGACCGGGAGCGCGCAAACGCUAGCGAGCGAUCCGGUCAAAGGAGUCAGCGAUACAACCAAGACAGUCGGCGAUACGUCUAAGAAAGUCACGGAACCACUCGUCCCCGGAGAAUUCCCAGCCGACGAUGCGGCCGAGAAGAAGUACCAAGGCGAACAGCCCGAAGUUAAUUUCACGGCGCUAUGGACCUCGUUCAGCCAAUGGGUGGCCGAACUGUUCCCACAGGCCGUGGACCUUUUCGAGUACGUUGUUCAAUGGGUGGUGAAUCGGUAUUUCCCGCCGCCGAAGCAGGCGGCGAUGUAUGAGGCUAUGCUCAAGCGGCCGAUUGCUUCGACAUUCCUGAUCUGUCAGGCGAUCUGCUGUGGAGUUCCGCUGUUGGUGUUCUUGGUGGGCGUGUUCUUGUUCGCGGUAGUUUCGGUGAUUCUGUGGGCGCUCUUGUCAUUGCUUAUUCUCGGGCCGAUCCUCCUCGUGGCCAGCAUGAUGGGCAUUUCGUUGUGGGGCUGGGGUUGGAUCUUGUACGGGUUGAUCAAAUGGGUUGACCAGAUGUUCCUCGGAGGAAUGAUUACUCGCUUCUGGCUUGGGAAAUCACCGGAGCAGGUGGAGGCAGAGGCAGACGCCCAGGCGGAGGCAGAGAGCGAAGCGGCCCCGGAGGCUGAGAAAAAAGACAAUUGA